Metarhizium brunneum ARSEF 3297 is the source of this 753-nucleotide messenger RNA. RefSeq lists its product as uncharacterized. The record is from RefSeq and is a predicted model, not a curated record. NCBI's taxonomy places the organism in Eukaryota, Fungi, Ascomycota, Sordariomycetes, Hypocreales, Clavicipitaceae.
AUGCUGCGUCAAACGCUCGCCUCCCUGCUAGCCGCGACAAUCCUGCCCCUGGCAACGUGCCAGUUCACCAGCCCGGCGGCGGGAGCAGUCCUAUCAGCCGGCGACAAGGUCAACGUCUCGUACACGACAGACCUGAAGAACUACACCAUCGCGCUGUGGCAGCGCGCCGAGGGGGGAGGCCGCCCGACACUCGGGUCCGUUGUCUACGCUGCCGCCCACGGCCCCUCCAACUUCACCUGGACGGUGCAGACGUACGCCCUGGACCUCGCGGCCUCGCCGACCUUUUUCUUCUGGCUCUUCGAGGGCGGCCCGUCGCGCCAGGGCAGCGAUCCGCACCAGCUGUCCUCGGGCUACUUCAACGUCACUGACAAGAGCGCGUCGUCGCCCGUGUCCGUCUCGGCGGCGGAGUCGGCGUUGACGACUGCGGCGGCCGCUGCACCGGCAGAGUCUGCACCCCGGGAUCCAUUGUCCGUGGGUGCGCGGGCUGGACUCGGCGCCGCCGUGAGCGUCUUCUGCCUGGCCGUCGCGGCGCUGGUGUUCCUGUUCUUCUGGCGGCGGGCGAAGAGGCGGGCCCGGAAGGACGGCGGCGGCGGAAGCGGCGGCGCGGCCACCGACUACACGGAGAGUGUGGCCGAGCUGCAGUCGGAGUGUGUCUCGGCGGGGGGGCUGGGGAAGCUGCCUUGUCGGGUUUACCGGCCUGUUCCGGGGGAUGCGAGUGGUCGCCCUCCUGCGCUGGCGGAAUUGCCGGCGUGA